CCGAACUGACCUGACAAAGACAAAAGCCCUCCUCACCAGUUGGUGGCGGUAGUGCGCCAUGAGGUUCACUAUUCAGCAGAAGAGGAAGCCGUAGAAACGACAGAGAAACAAUCCAACAUUGGUUUGGAGCUGCUGUUAGCUCAUCUGCAGACAGUUAGCUUAGCUUUGCGUUUUGUUUUGCGUCCUUUGCAGUAGAAAUGGCGGCUCUUCGCGGCUUCAGGGAGUUUCUGACGCGGCGGCUGGCGGCGGCCGGGGAGGAAGUGCUUUCUGCGUGUGAAGACACCGUGGUUCGGUGUGAGGAGCAGAGCCGCCUUCAGCAGAAGAUGAUCGAUGUCAUGAAGUCCGAGUUUGAUGCGCACAGAGCAGACCUCCAGCAACAACGUGACAUUAAAGAAGAAGAAGAAGAGAAGUUUGUGCCCGAUGAGCAGCUUUCUAACGAGGAGAGGAGUUCCACUUCUGAUGAGAAGAUUAAAAAAGAGGAGGAGGAUUAUCCAGAGGCAACACCCAUUAAGGAGGAAGACCAGGAAGAGCCCUGCACCAGCAAACAGGGAGAGCAGGUACAGCUGAAGCGUGUGGAGAGUCAGUCUGCUCCAGAGUCUGUGAAACCCGACGCCUCCAGCAAGAAGAACCUCUGCAGGGCGAAGGCGAGCUUCUGCGACAUUUGUGGCCAGGCUCUGACGGAGCUGAGCUUGGAUCGCCACAUGAGGACUCACACGGGCAGGAAGCCGCUUUCCUGCAAAAGCUGUGGACAAAUCUUCCGGCUCCGUGUGUCUUUGGAAGUCCACAUGAGAACCCACGCCGGGACGAAGCCGCACACUUGCAAGACAUGUGGGAAAACGUUCAGACGAAGCGACCAUCUUAAACUCCACAUGAGAACCCACGGCGACAAGAAGCUGUACCUCUGCAACGUCUGUGGAAAAAGCGUCGCCGACCCGUCAGCUUUCAGGAGGCACAUGACCAUCCACACGGACGAGAAACCGCACUCCUGCAAAAUCUGCGGUGAGAAGUUCAAACAUAGCAACACCCUGCUGUGCCACCGGAGGGCGCACUUGGGCGAGCGGCCGUACGUCUGCCGCUUGUGUGGCAACAAGUUCGUCAACGCCUCGAAGCUGAACCGACACAUGAUGUCGCACACGGGCGACAAACCUCACGCCUGCGAGCACUGCGGGAAGAGAUUCAUCCGCCUGCACCAGAUGAAGGAUCAUGUGAGGAGGCACACUGGGGAGAAACCCUUCGACUGCGACACGUGUGGGAAAAAGUUCAUCAGUGGCACCGAACUGAGAGCUCACACCAAAACUCACACAGGUGAGACAUCGCAGCCAUAGACAAGCUGCGGUCGCUUUGUUGAGAAGGUUUGGAUCCCAAACUGAAACUUUGGGCCAAAAAUAUGUUUCUUUGUUUUCACCACCAGUAAAACGGCUGAUCUGAUGCUUUAUAACCUGGAAUCUUUACUGGGUUUAUAAAGAAUCAUUAACAGAAUAAUCCUCUAAUAACGAGAUUCUGUCCCAGAUUUAAUGAACCGUUUCGGGUUUUUCUAAGAUUUCUGUGUAGUUUCCUUUGUUUUUCAAUAGAAUGAUAAAGAAUAUUAUGAUUAUUAAUAUUAUUAGUAUGCAUCAAAUUGAAAAAUGACCCAUCCUGAGCCUUUCUGUUUUAUUUUUACAGAGCCAAACAAACCUUAGUUCUUUCUGCCAACCAGUCUGUUUCGUUGUUGAUCUUCUUUUCUGAAAUUAGUUUAAAAAAAAUUUUCCUCUCAGGUUAACCAGGAGACUUCAUAGAUUCAGUUUCAUCCAGAACUAAAUAAUCUAACAAUGACUUGAAAAUUUUAUUUGAAAUGAUUUCUGUCAAUCUGUCUGCUUGCUUCAUAUUAUUUAUGCAAAAUAAAAAUAAAAAAACUUUCAAAAUCA
Gambusia affinis (western mosquitofish) is the source of this 1904-nucleotide messenger RNA. RefSeq names its product zinc finger protein 3 homolog. Gene Ontology annotation, biological process: regulation of transcription by RNA polymerase II. The record is from RefSeq and is a predicted model, not a curated record. Lineage: Eukaryota; Metazoa; Chordata; Actinopteri; Cyprinodontiformes; Poeciliidae. Gene Ontology annotation, molecular function: DNA-binding transcription factor activity; RNA polymerase II cis-regulatory region sequence-specific DNA binding. The transcript has 2 exons. Bases 198 to 1325 code for a protein of 375 amino acids.